Molecule: messenger RNA, 855 nt
Organism: Mollisia scopiformis
Lineage: Eukaryota; Fungi; Ascomycota; Leotiomycetes; Helotiales; Mollisiaceae
Exons: 5
Coding region: 1-855 (284 amino acids)
Source: RefSeq, a predicted model, not a curated record
AUGGGCAACGGUCAUCAUCACCAUGAGGUUGAUUAUUAUGCGAGGAAUUUGAAGACUGUUAGCACGAUUUAUAACUUGACUGUUUAUCCAAACAACCUCCCCAUAAUCGUCAACGGCUCCUCAGCCGUGCCCCCAUCUCUUUUCUCUGCGAACGCUACCGGCCGCGUUACUCCCCUCGGAAACUUCACAUCCUUCGAAGAUAGCAUCGAGUAUUUCUUCGCUCUUGCGUUGGUCCCAGCGCCGCCAGCCUACAGUGUAUUCUCGAAUGCGGAGGUUGUUGAGUUCAGCAGUGGAUGCCCGGAGGUUGCUGCAAGUGUUGCCUAUCUGACGACAAGUGUCUGGUCUGGAAAUGCCUCCGCCCCAGGACCUUAUUUGAGUACCCUGAAACAGAUCGCAUUCUGGCGCUUCGACAAGAACGGCGCAGUCCAAGACUACGACGCCUGGAUCCCCAACCUAAACGACUGGAAUUACCUCGCAGAAGGCAAACUCGACAUCUCCAAUCCGCUCGUGCAAGCCGGCGAGAUCCAGCAACUAUGCCCUCUCAUCCAACAACGCUGCACUGGCUCAAAUCAACAAUAUACCGACGUAAACCAAUGCGUCUCAAUCCUAUCCAACAAAACAUUCGGCAACUUCGACGAAGUGUGGGGAAAUAACGUCGUUUGCAGAAGUAUACACGUUAUCCUCGCGCUAGUAAACCCAGUAGAGCAUUGUCCGCAUGUGGGACCGACGGGAGGCGGGAAGUGUGUGGAUGAGCCGUAUAAUGAUGGUUAUUUCGAUGAUGAGGCCCUGUUUGGGAGGCCGGAGGGACAAGUGUUUGUUUGUGAUAAGAAGGGUGGCAGGGGUUGGAGGGAUUAG